UGCCCGGAAGUAAAGCGGAAACGCGUUUUGUGCAUGUUUUCAUCUUUAAAUGUAGCCAGGUCGCUGUGCUGCCACUGUUGUGCAGUGAAGCAGUGAUGGCAGUGGUCAACUUGUCCUUUGCUGCUUGUGGCUUUCUGGGUAUCUAUCAUCUUGGCACAAUCGAUGCUCUCCUCACACAUGGACACAGGCUGCUGUCGUGUUUGAGAGCCUGCACUGGGGCAUCAGCUGGAGCUCUGGUGGCCGCUGUUCUCAUCACAGCUCCUGACAAGCUGGAGCAUUGUAAAGAGUUUACCUACAGAUUUGCCAGCAAUGUCCGAAAACAGACGCUUGGUGCGAUGACACCUGGAUACGACUUCAUGCUGGAGCUGAGAGGCGGCAUCGAGCACAUCCUGCCUCCUGACGCUCACCUGCUGGCCAGCGAGCGCCUCCACGUUUCCCUCACCAACUGCAGGACAGGGAGGAACAGCAUGGUGUCCAGCUUCCCCUCCAGAGAACACCUCAUUAAGGUUCUUCUGGCCAGCAGCUUUGUUCCUCUGUAUGCAGGAGUGAAGCCAGUGGAAUUCCAGGGCCAGAAAUGGAUGGAUGGGGGUUUUACAGACAGUCUUCCCAUCCUUGCUGUGGGACGCACUAUCACUGUGUCUCCUUUCAGCGGCCUGCAAGACGUGUGCCCGCCUCACGUGGGUCCCAGGAAGCUCAACCUUAGACUGGCUAACAUGACCGUUACACUUUCCGCUGAGAACAUCAAACGAUUGAACCAGGCCUUGUUUCCGCCAUCCCUGCUCCGAAUGCAAGAGUUGCAUCAAGAAGGCUACGAGGACACGCUGCGCUUUCUCAGGACUGAAGGCUGGACACAGGCAUAAAAACAAGGGCUGUAUUUGAUUCCAUUUAUUUAACCUUGAAUGUCUGUGUACGACAAUAAACUGGCAUUUUUAGGCAGGUUUUAUUCAAUGUUUGUUGGGGUGUAUAGGGUCCUUUUGAACUGUAAUGUCUUGAUUGAAGUAUGUAUAUUAUAUAUAAAAUCUAAUUUUAUUCUGAGAAUAAGUUGCUGCUGCAAAUUGUCUGUUCUGACAUCUUGUUUCUUAAAUAAAAGUUCCUUCAGAGACUGAA
This is a messenger RNA of Ictalurus punctatus (channel catfish), 1107 nucleotides long. It is a transcript of the gene pnpla4, whose product is annotated as patatin-like phospholipase domain containing 4. The record is from RefSeq and is a predicted model, not a curated record. The coding region runs from base 96 to 860 and encodes 254 amino acids. Gene Ontology annotation, molecular function: retinyl-palmitate esterase activity; triacylglycerol lipase activity. Gene Ontology annotation, biological process: triglyceride catabolic process; lipid homeostasis. NCBI's taxonomy places the organism in Eukaryota, Metazoa, Chordata, Actinopteri, Siluriformes, Ictaluridae. Gene Ontology annotation, cellular component: cytoplasm; lipid droplet; membrane. The transcript is spliced from 7 exons.